UGCUUUACCAGGCAGCCUUCAUCAACCUCCACCUCACAUUGAACGAUUGGCAUACAAUGAUACCUCCUACGGAGGCGCCAUAGCAGCUUUCUACAAGUCAAAGUCAAGUGGCCAGAUUUACGGGCUCGGUUUUCACGCUCUAAUGGAAAUAUUCGAUUACCCACAUUCCGCUCUUAAUACCUCGUUUGACAAUUUCAAAACGGAUGUUGGCUCGGCUCUGGACUGGGGAGGCUAUCUAGGUUCCACCAAUCUGAGCGCAUUCACCGAGAAUCUCGCGGCCACUUUGACGACCCAAAUUAGGAACGCCCCAUCCGCAGGCGGCGACAACGCUAACGCGACAACUUUUCGAGGAACGGCACAGGCGUCCACUACUUACGUCGAGGUCCGAUGGCAGUGGCUCAUCCUCCCCGUUGCCGAGACUCUGCUGACGGCCGUGCUCUUCGUCAUCUCCGUCGCAAUGACCAGACACCUGCCAUUACUGAAGACCUCUGUGAUCGCCCUGCUGUCGCACGGCCUGGAUGGCUGCUGGGAAGACGAACUAGAGACUACAAGCCCCGAGACGGCGGAGAAGCUUGAGGAUUUGGCGAAGGGGUUGUCGGCGUCCUUUCAGCCAAACAGCCAGGGUCAGCUAAGAUUUGUUAGGUCAUGAGGACUUCUGUAGAAUUAAGCUCUGAGCGUGGGACCAUCCUAAUUGACAGAGAAAUUUUGUCGUGGCGCUCUAGCCUGCGAAAACGACCAUGUGCUGUGCUUUUGUACUUAAGGAAUAAUCCCUCGCUGAAUCUGGAAUGGCCAGCAUCUUUCCCGAUAUUCUACUGGUGUCGUAUGAUCCAACACCCAGGACGUGGUAACGAUGAAGGAAUCCGCCCCAUGGAUAGCUGUUAAUGGUUCUAGUAGCUGGCGCUCCGACCAAU
Molecule: messenger RNA, 911 nt
Organism: Mytilinidion resinicola
Lineage: Eukaryota; Fungi; Ascomycota; Dothideomycetes; Mytilinidiales; Mytilinidiaceae
Exons: 1
Coding region: 143-649 (168 amino acids)
Source: RefSeq, a predicted model, not a curated record